AUGAUAUUAAAUAACGGUUACACUUUGAAGUAUACACUUCUCAGUUCUAACUUCACAGAAAACCACUAUAGGGGCAAGGCUAAGCGAGAAUCGUCACUGGAAGAGCUAAGACGGCACAUACACAAAUUUUACAUCCCCCUUGCGCGACAGUUCAUCGUACUGUUCCCUGAAGGAGGCUUUUUGCACAAGCGGAGAGAAAUCAGUCACAGGUUUGCAGAGAAAAACAACCUGCCGAAAUUAGAGUACGUAUCAUUACCACGCGCCGGUGCUAUGAAGGUGAUAAUGGAGGAGAUAGGCCCCACCACUAACCACGGUGCUGGUACUUCUAAAGAAGAGAACGCCAAAAAAGAAAACAAUCUCAGCCAAAACAACUCUAAAACGAGCAUGCAAGUCAAAGUCGGGGACAGCAUCGAGUGGGUUCUGGACGUGACCAUCGCUUACCCUAACAGGAUUCCUCUGCAUCUGGUAGACGUCGUGUGUGGAAUCCGACCACCCUGCACCACACAUCUACAUUACAGACUAUAUCCCAGUUCCGAGGUACCCACCGACAAUGAAGGCAUGACCCAAUGGUUGUACGACAGAUUCAUAGAAAAAGAUAAAAUGCUAGAAGAAUUCUAUGCCACAGGAAAGUUUCCACCUCAGGUUGGACCAGCAAACUCUAGUACGAAACAAAACAAGCAUAGUAUCAAAGAACUUCAAAUUAAACAGGUUCUUCUGUGCACUAGGUUGUGCAUGAUUAAUGCCUAG
This is a messenger RNA of Arctia plantaginis, 747 nucleotides long. The record is from the annotation of a GenBank genome assembly. NCBI's taxonomy places the organism in Eukaryota, Metazoa, Arthropoda, Insecta, Lepidoptera, Erebidae.